UCAUCUUACAAACCGCGUCGGCGCCAGCUGUAAACAUGGCCUCGGGGUCGAAGGAAAAGCCUUCACAAAUUCGCGGAAAGACAAGGAAAUUGUUCUUUAAGGAGAGCCAGCAGCUGGCGGAGCAGCUGUCAGCAGUGUCUGGAGAGGACUGGGUGGGAGCCGUCGCCAGCUACGCUAGUGAUAAUGAGCUGCACCUACAGAUUUUCCCUGAAAGAAAUGUUCUUCACAGAAAAAUCAUGGCAAAACAUGCAUCACAGUUGGGCUUAUUUCUUCAAGGUCUGGUCAAGAAAUAUUUAGAGUUGUACACAGGUGAAUUGGGGGCAAGUGCAACUAUGUUGUUCUCCUUUAUUGAAUUUCUUCGAAAAACCUUUGAUGGGGAAACCAAGUUGUCAGAGUUAUGGCUAUCAAUUAUUGAUGGAGAAAAUCAGGAAACAGCACGGCACAUUGGAAAUAUGUAUGGUUUGGCCCUCAUGUAUCGGGUGAAUAAGUUUAUUGAAAAAGAAAAUGCGUCUAAAACUGGGAAGAAAGAAGUUUGUCAUUCUGUUGAGCUUGAUGACUACACAAGCGUAUCAUUAACGCCAAGUAAUAAGUUAACUUCAACUAAUAAAACAAAGUGUCAAGGAUUUCAAUUCAGCCCGUCUUUGGCUGUAAAGGGCGAUAAGAAAGCUGUGUCUGCUGCUCACUCCACGUCUCUUAAUGACAUAGCACGUAGAAAAUCUAAGAGACGCUGCAUCCCGUCAACAUUCGGUGCUCAUUUUCCUAGACUCUCCUCUGGUGCCAGGUCCAAUACGUCCCCUGAAUGUGUCAUUUCUGCAAAAUCUGUGACUUUGUCUUCAUCUAAUGUUUCUACAGAUUCUUUUAGUAGUAUGUCCCCUAACAUUUCAUCACCUGUGAAUUCUGUUAGUUCUUUAACUCCUGUUUCUGGAUCUCUUAAUUCUGUUUUACUAGAUAAUUCUGUUGAUUCGGCUUCUACUUCAGUGCAGUUAAUAUCUUCUAUACCAAUCUCGUGCGCACCUUGUGACUCUUCUAUUUUAUUUAGUACUACUAUAGAACUUGGCAAUUCUGUUUCAUCUUGUGUCUCCACACCAUCUUUAUCAAAACAAACUAGCUCAAAAGUUGAGGCUUCUUCCAUGAGUCUUGCUUUACCAUCACCAAAAAUUUGCACUAGUCUCAAAACUCAUCCAGUGAAUGGAAUUCAUGCAAAAAUGGACUCUAGCGUGAAAUCCGUCGCUUCACGAGCGACGCGAUCAGUGACGCGAUCAGUAACUAAACACAUUACAACUGCAGCUCAGAGACCCACCAGAAGACAUAUCAUUUCUUCUAAUCCUAAACCCUCUAGACUGAUUAUCACCAAGGAUUCAUCAAGAUGGGAUGCAACCAGUAAAUUGAAGUCGACUGCAAGGCAGAAAAAAAUAAACAAAAUUGCAGUAUCUUCAAAAUGCAAAAUUUUACCAACACGUGGUAUGUCGACUGAACGUGCCACAUCUGCUCAGCGUAAAGCUUCUACCAAAAAGAAUUCCUUGGUGGCACGUAAAACUUCUAUCAAACAGAAUUCUUUGAUGACGCGUAAAACUUCUACCAAACAGAAUUCUUUGAUGACGCGUAAAACUUCUACCAAACAGAAUUUUUUGGUGACGCGUAAAGCUUCUACCAAACAGAAUUCUUUGAUGACGCGUAAAACUUCUACCAAACGGAAUUCUUUGAUGACGCGCAAAGCUUCUACCAAACAGAAUUCUUUGAAGGCAGCUGUUAAUUCUACCAGGUCUGGAAGAGUUCCAAAAAAGAAAAGUGUCCUUGAUCUUUAAGAGAACUAAGGUUUCAGUUUACAGGUAAUAAAAAAAAAAUCCUUUUUUUUUCAUUUAAUUGCAUAUAUCUACUCAGUAGUGAAAACUUAACUUUCGUGUACCUAUUAAAGUUGACAUUAAACUCUUUGCGUGAUGUUUGUCUUGUUCAAUUUCUUAUCAUGAUUCAAAGCUUUCUUAAUUUUGUAAUUUAGAAGUUUAGUUUAUUGAUCUUAGAGCCGUUUUAGUUAAAUUGGUUUUGGAAAAAAGGAAAGACUAUGGUACUACUGUAGUAUCGUGCAUCUUGUUGAGCAAUUGUAGGUACUGUAUAAUAAUUUGUGAUCAUAUUGUAGAUCUUGGCAAGCUGAUGUAGGCAUAACAAUUAAACUCAGGAUCAUACAGCAGACUUUGCCAUAUUAUUGAAGGUAAAAUAACCGGGGUCUGAUUUGUAUGAUCAAUAAGUCGGCCAAUAUAGACACACCCUUCAUUAAAUGGAAAGUGCAUGUACUGUAUUGUGAAAUGCUGAAUGUCAGCGAUUAUAUGUAAUUUCUUAUUUUUGUACAAAACUUUUUUCAUUUCCUGUUCAUUCUCCAACUGUGCUUUUCAUACCCUACAAACUAUUCAAUCUCUACAAUACUUUGCAACUCCUUCAAUAUUUUGCAUCACAUUCAAAACGUUUCCAUAAUUUCUUGGCGAGUGCCUUCCUACCCCAUCAAUAUGGGGAAAUAAGGUAAUAAGGAUAUAGUGAAUUUUAAUUUUAUUUUUUGUCAAAUAGGAAUAACUGUGUAUGGAAAGCCUGGUUAACAAACUUAUUUUAGAUUUUGGAUAUUGUGAUCCAACCACUUGAACUGGAUGGUACAGCCAUGGCCUCAAAUACUGCAGGUCAGCAUUCGAUUCCCGACAGUCCAAGUGGUUAGACAACAUUCCUUCCCACCGCCCUAUCCCAGAUCUUUGUCCUAAUGUUCCCCUCCAAGUACCAAAAACAGUACGACUAUAUAAUAGUCGUAUGGGUUUUGUGUUUUCUUCUCUUAAUUACCUUACCUUUGGAUACUACUGUCAAUGCCAGAUUUCUCAGAGUUAUAUUUUUCUUUUUAGUGUUUUUCUUUGUGAUGCAUUGGUGUUAAAUUUAGUUUAGUUCUUUUUAUAAAAUAUUAUGGAAUAAUAAAAGUGUAUAUAAA
Molecule: messenger RNA, 2959 nt
Organism: Procambarus clarkii (red swamp crayfish)
Lineage: Eukaryota; Metazoa; Arthropoda; Malacostraca; Decapoda; Cambaridae
Source: RefSeq, a predicted model, not a curated record